Messenger RNA from Capsaspora owczarzaki ATCC 30864, 1458 nucleotides. RefSeq lists its product as hypothetical. Gene Ontology annotation, molecular function: protein binding. The transcript is spliced from 4 exons. The record is from RefSeq and is a predicted model, not a curated record. Bases 62 to 1279 code for a protein of 405 amino acids. Lineage: Eukaryota; Filasterea; Ministeriida; Capsasporidae. Gene Ontology annotation, cellular component: plasma membrane; cytoplasm.
AUUUUUUUUUUUAUUGUUUUUUCGGUCAAGUCUUUCACAACCCACAGCCAAAGAGCACAACAUGGGCGACGAAUCGUUCUGGGAAGUCGAGCAGUACAAGCGCGUCGUCGAGCGCGUCUCCAACGCUCCAAAGCUGUGCGACGAACUGGUCGCGUGCGUGGACGAGCGCGAAAACCUCGAAAAGGCGUAUGCCAAGUCGCUGCAAAGCUGGGCCAAGAAGUGGGAGGGCCAAAUCGCGUCUGAAAAGUCGAUGGAGUUUGGCACGCUCAAGACCGGCUGGGGCGGCCUCUUUACGGAGGCGUACGGCAAGGCCGAGGCGCACCUGGCCAUCAUUCGCGACCUGCAGAGCGCUGUCAACUCGGCGGUCGACAAGUGGAAGAGCGAGAACUUCCACAAGUCCAUCAUCCACUUCAAGGAAACCAAGCUGGCCGAGGACGGCUUUGAGAAGGCCCAGAAGCCGUGGAUCAAGCACAAGCACAAGGUCGACAAGUACCGGAAGCUCUAUCACUCUGCGGCCAAGACGGCUCAUGUGCUGCAAAAGCGCGCGACAGAGGCGGAGGGCAACAACCAAUGCUCUGCCGAAGAGUGCUCCAAGAUGGCCGAGAAGGCCAGCAAGGCCGCGCAAGAGGCGGACGUGCUGCGACAAAAGUACGAGGAAUACCUGCGUAUCAUUACCGAAUACCGACCCAACUACAUUCGCGACAUGAAGGAGGUCUUUGAGCGCUGGCAAGAAUUUGAAGGGCUUCGCAUUGAAUUUUUCAAACGAACGCUUCUUGACUAUCAACGCAUUGUUGACGUUUCCAACAACGCAGGCAUUUCGGCAACCUCCACCGCCUUGAACAGCAUUCUGAACGGCAUUGACUCAAAUGAAGAUCUCCACUCCUUCUCCCAGCUCAAGGGUGCAGACAUGGACUACCACUGGCCCGAGUUUGAGGAGUGGACACCAAACACGCCCGACGACUUGGACGUUCCUCCAUCGCAAGUAACACGACAAAACUCGCACUCUUCGCAAAUGUCGGCAUCUCCGACAACGACGCGCGCCUCUCCGCAAGCCCGGACCUUGCCGCCCGCCGCCGGCACAUUCGACGAGGAUUGGGGCGAUUCUUCCGUCAAGGUGCGCGCUCUCUACGACUAUGUGGCCUCGGACCGCGAAGAGAUUUCCUUCAGCGAGGGCGACACUAUUACGCAGCUUGAAGGCGAAGAUGAUCAAGGAUGGUGCCGUGGAACAGUCAACGGCCGGACGGGCCUGUACCCCGCCAGUUAUGUGCAAGCCAUCUAAUUCUCGACGCCAUGUCUUGUCGCAAAAGCAAGCUGGACAUUGCUUUUGCCGGGGUGUGUGUCUGCAAUCGAUUCCUUGGAGAUUCGCCUGAUUGUCGUGCUAUUGUCGUUCUUUGUUUUCUUGUUGUGUUUAUUGCAGCUGUUGAUACUUGUGGUCAAUGUACUGUCGUUUACUUGCGC